UUUUAAACACUGAAAAGAGUGGAUCACGUCCAGUGAAAACGUCAGUUGCAUGUAUCGCCAGGAUAUAUUGGUGAAGUGGAACCAUUUGGUAUGAUAUCUCUGCACCUAACCGUAGCUAACCAUUGAAUCAAAAGCGCAAUGUUUACGAAGAAACCCAAAGCUUUCUUGUUAUUGUUUGGAUGUUUACUCCAGACUUGUUUUUCACUUGGAAAACAAGGAAAAACGAAAGGGCUAAUACCCCGAAGAGCAAAGUCCAGUGGAUCUGAAAAAAAUAGGAAAAUGAAUAUCGACCAAAAAAGGAAUCACGAGAAAUAUGCUAGCAAGUCAUUCGGCCGUAAAAAUACUGCGAAAAUGGAAAUUCAUCGAUCUGUAAUGGGACUACACCGGAAUGAAAUCAUACACGGAAGGUCACACAAUGGGAGGUUAAUGCAAGAAAUAAGAAGACGACAAAUGAUAGCGCCUGGAUAUUACCAAGCUGAGUGUUCUGAGAAAAAGCCUUGCAAAGAAGGAAUGUAUUGCAACGUGCUCUACUGUGAAAAAUGUCAUAAGCUAAACGUGGGUUGUAACAGCAAGGAACAAUGUUGUAAGGGAUUGGUCUGUACUUUUGGAAGAUGCGAGAAGAAGUCGGAAGGGGAUCCAGGCACAUUCUGUGAGAAGGACAGCGAUUGUAAAGAGGCGUGUUGUGUUUUGGAACCAACAAUCAACUCCCACUUGCCAAUAUGUAAGCCAACAUUAGAGGAGUACCAUCAGUGUGCAGCCAUUUUGUACCGAAAAAUCUGGGUAGGAGAAAAGCCUGACUGUGGACCAUGUAAGCCUGGGCUCGAAUGCGUUCAAAAAGGUGUGUUUGGAAGUCAUGAAGUGUGUAUGAAGCCUGAUAAGUGACCAUCAAGUUCAAGAAAUUACCUGGCGUUUGUCCCAAAAGCUUGAUCAGUAUAGUCUUUUUCUCGUUAGAACCGAAUCAGCUACUCAAUGCUUUCAGUGCGAACUGUGAAAAGGAGUGAAGACUUCAAACGAUGGUUAUCUUUCAAUUCCUGAGUUGAUAGUAAAAAAAUCUUUCAUACGAAAAUAAACUUUUUUAGACACUGACUUCACGCAGAAUCCGAUCUUAAUUUGCAAAUAGUUAAGUAAAAUACGUGGCAUUACAGAUUGCUACAUGCUCGUUGUCAGACUACUCUUCUAUGAAGUAUGUAACUUAUCUAUUAAUGUAAACUGAGUGGAUAAAGAGGUUUCAAAGUAUGUAACAUCAUACCUUUGCUUUUGGACAUGUAACAGCAAACUUUUGUAGGUAGGUGCUAAACCAUUUGAACAAACCGUAAAUGAACAAAGGGGAUUGGUUUCUAACGGAAAAUGUGAUGCUGUGUCGGUAGGGGGCAUUACAAGAUAAUACAGUGGUAAUAUCAACCGAAUUGAUAAUGUAAAGUAGACACCGUAAAGAGUUCCUUAAUUGAGCUGACGUUUCGAGAUUUAGCCCUUCGUCAGAGCGAAUAGAGUGUUCUGUGCGUUUUAUACUGCCUACAGAAAAUGGAGCCAGGCUCUUGGUGGAAACACGGUAACGAGAAAAACAAGAAUAAAUUAAUUGUUUGAAAGGUGUUCAUUGAUACCGUGAGGAUUAAGGGCGUCGAUUUGAAAGAUAAGUUUUUGUUUCAGAGUUUUGCGGCUUUCCGAAUUGACUAGAUGUGAGGAAAGGCCGAAGACUGCCAUAUCCCGCUUAAAAUGACCUGGAUGCGUCUUUGUCACUCCAUUCUACGUCGCAAGGUGUUCGCGGAAUCGGUGCCUAGUCGCCUUCAUUUUUUCAACAAUGUAUUCCUUUUUGCAAUAAGUGCAAGUUAUACUGGCAGAGAUACACAUGAAAUGAUCAACCAUCCUUCGUAACAAGGAAAGAAUGUAGCCAGCUCAUUGAGCUGUAAGAGUUCUAAGCUUUGGGAAGGGAUUAUCUAUGAUCUCUUGAUUAUGGGAAACAUAGUUAUGUUCGCGAUAUGUACAAUAC
This is a messenger RNA of Stylophora pistillata, 1987 nucleotides long. RefSeq lists its product as uncharacterized. Gene Ontology annotation, biological process: negative regulation of canonical Wnt signaling pathway. NCBI's taxonomy places the organism in Eukaryota, Metazoa, Cnidaria, Anthozoa, Scleractinia, Pocilloporidae. The record is from RefSeq and is a predicted model, not a curated record. Gene Ontology annotation, molecular function: co-receptor binding; receptor antagonist activity.